GAUGGAACAUUCAACAUUGAAAAUACGUGGAUCGUUAUUAUUCCGAGAUUGAAAGUUUUGUUAGGAUAUGAAUACAUUCUGAACUUUGUCAGGAAUUCAACAAAGACACGCAUGACCAAUUUUCAUAGACUUGCUUGCGGAGUCUCUAGUUUGUUAAUUCUUCCUAUUUUGAGAUUCAUGAACAGAAAAAUGAUCGAAGGACCCUUCUGUUACAGAUUCUGAAAGGAUUUGUUCAAGACCCAGGUGGGUUUUAGGAUUUUGGAGAUUGAAUGUGUAAGGAGGAGGAGAAUGACGGUCGUGAAGGGAGUAACAGAGAAGAAGGGUGGGAGUAAGAAGACUGUGCUGGUGGGAAUCAGAAAAGAUAACAUUAGCAAACAACUCCUUAAUUGGGCCCUCGUUAAAGUUGCAGAACCAGGGGACACCGUCGUGGCUGUCCAUGUCUGUCGUGAUCCUGAUGUCAAUUCAAAAGAAGACCCUUCAAUGGAUGAUUAUUUAGAAGUUUACAAAGGAUUAUGUUAUGUAAAGCAGGUGACUCUCACAGGGAAAAUCAUACAGGGAAGUUCUGCUCGGAGGGCUUUGGUGAGAGAAACUAAAUAUUGCAAUGCCGACGCUUUAGUUGUUGGGAUUAACUGGCAAAAUCAUCUCCGGGGUUGGUUUUCAAUGGCUAAGUAUUGUGCACAUCGAUUACCAAAAACUACUGCACUACUUGCUAUUGAUAACGGGAAGCUCAUCUUUGAAAGGGGUUCAACUAACCAGCUCCCAGGACUCACUGGAGAUCCAAGGCCAAGUUUGAGUCUUCAAAAUGCAGACUUGGUGCCAGAAAUUGAAUGUUCUGAAGUGGUUGACAACUUGAAACUCCGGACAAGAAAUAGCAGCAGAGACUCUAAUGGUGAUGAUUUAAGUAUUGGUUCUUCGAAUUCAAUGUCUCAAUUAAUGAGAGAGUUAUCAGAUGCAAAGCCUGGUUGGCCCCUUCUCCAUAAAAUUGUUUCAAUGGCUCCAGAAAGUCCGAAAGACUCUGAAUCUAGAAAAAUGUCAGUUGUUCAGUGGGUGAUGAGCCUACCAAGCCGAUCUUCGCCGCCAACGCCUCAAUCCCAGAUGAGUGUUGACUUGGAUCAAACACAAAAUUCUAUUGGAAGAGACAUCGCUAACCAGGGAAGAAGGAGCCAUAAUAAGAGCUUGUCAAUGUCUGAGGAACUACACAGAGAGUUGGAGAUUCUCCUAAACACAAACUCUUCCAGUUGUAGAUGGUUCAGCCAUAAAGAACUGAUGACUGCAACUUCUCAUUUCUCCUCAGGUAAUCUGAUCGGGAUGGGAGGAUGUAGCACGGUAUACAAGGGUUGUCUUUGGGAUGGCAAGCAAGUUGCAGUAAAGGUUAUGAAGUCAUCAAAAGAAGUAUGGAAGGAAUUUGCUUUGGAAAUUGAUAUCUCCUCUUCCCUGAACCACAAACACAUCACAACUUUGAUUGGGCUCUGCAUCAAAGACAAUUUUCUUAUAGCAGUUUAUGAUUUCUUGUCCAAAGGAAGUCUAGAAGAAAAUCUACACGAUAAUAAAGAAAUAUCUGUAUUGUCAUGGGAGGUGAGAUUCAAUGUGGCUGUUGGGGUUGCUGAGGCCCUAAACUACCUACACAAAGAUUGCGUGCGGUCUGUUAUUCAUAGAGAUGUCAAGUCAUCAAACAUACUUCUCUCAGAUAGCCUUGAGCCACAGUUAUCCGAUUUUGGGCUAGCCAUAUGGGCACCAACAUCACCUCAUGUGACACAUAGUGAUGUAGUAGGGACAUUUGGGUAUCAUGCUCCAGAAUAUUUCAUGUAUGGGAAGGUCAGUGACAAGAUAGAUGUUUACUCCUAUGGUGUUGUUCUCCUUGAACUGAUAUCAGGAAGAAAACCGAUCAUCACCGAAUCUCCCAAAGGCCAACAAAGCUUGGUCAUGUGGGCAAAACCAUUACUAGAAAGUGGAGACCUGAAUGGCCUACUGGAUCCAAAUUUUACUGGGAAAGUCGAUGAGGUUCAGAUGCAGAGGAUGGUUCUAGCUGCAGCCCUUUGCCUCACUAGAUCAUCUAGUCGACGUCCCAAAAUGAACGAGAUACUUAAGCUUCUAAGGGGUGAGAAUGAUGUUAAGGAUUGGAUGACCUCCCUUAAAAGUGGUUCCAAAGAGUCAGAUGAUCACGAUGACGACGAUGAAAUUCAACCAGGUUCUGGUGCCGAGUUACAUCUUGGAUUACUUAAUGUGGAUGAUGAUGAUACAUCGUUGAGUAGUACGGGGCAGAACAGUGACCAAUCCUUGGAGGACUAGUUGAAACGAAGAUGGAGCUCCCCAGCCCCUUCUUCCAUUUGCCGUUUCUUCUUCAAUUUUAUUUGAAGACAAUUUUGCUUUGAAUUUGGCACAACGGGACAUGUAGUCUCUCUUUGUACAGUGGAGUGGGGAGAGUGUAGUCUGGCCUUGUAUAGUUUGAGUUGUGUGUAAAAUAGAGGAGUUUGGGGUGUGUGUGUGUGGUGGGGGGGGGGGUUGUAGUUAAAGUGUUGAACCCAUGUUACCCAACUGUUGGGUGAAUUGAAAUGUAAGUCUCAGAGCUUCACAACUUUGAGGAGCUCUGUGUUGUAGCCAUGGGUUCAUGGGCUGAUCCAGGUUACACAAACAAAAAAAAAAAUGUAUAAGAAAUAGGAGCAAUAAUGUCAUUAGACCAAUGCCAAUGUGCUUCUUUUUUAUGUCAAUUUCUUUCCUUUUCUUCACUCAAAAACUUCUAGUUUUGG
This is a messenger RNA of Macadamia integrifolia, 2747 nucleotides long. Its product is annotated as probable receptor-like serine/threonine-protein kinase At5g57670. Gene Ontology annotation, biological process: protein phosphorylation. NCBI's taxonomy places the organism in Eukaryota, Viridiplantae, Streptophyta, Magnoliopsida, Proteales, Proteaceae. The transcript is spliced from 10 exons. Gene Ontology annotation, molecular function: protein kinase activity; ATP binding. The record is from RefSeq and is a predicted model, not a curated record. The coding region runs from base 289 to 2289 and encodes 666 amino acids.